AUGUCUUUGACGCAUAGGGUGACUACUACGGAGGAGUAUGAAGGGCCGUGGAGUCGCGAGGCAAGCCCGGACAGCAGGCACCGCAAAAUGUCAUUCAAUCCUCUAGAGCCUUCAGGCACGUGGACACCUGCCCCGUUUGAAGAGCCGAUAGGCGCCUUUGAGGUGCCCAAGUGGAAGAGAAUACUCCAGGUCCUGUCCGCCGUGAUAUACUGCCUCUUCGCCGCUGGUGUCGUUUUCGGUUUCGCUGCGAUAAAGCCCGUACUGCUCGAGGAGGGUGUCUACAGAAAUCAAUGCACAAGCAAGGAGCUGGAGAACGAUGUACCCGUUUGUUACGGACAAGAGCUCCGGCUCAACCUCAUGUUCACCGUAGCAGCAGUCUCCACGAACGUCGUUGCUCUGCCCGUUGGCACCAUUCUCGAUCGCUUCGGUCCUCGCGUAAGUGGCAUCCUCGGCGCCAUCUUCGUAACCAUCGGAUCGGUCCUCUUCGCCUUCGCUAGCGAUGUGCCUUUCGAUGCGUAUAUUCCAGGCUAUCUGUUUCUUGCCUUGGGUGGUCCCUUCAUUUUCAUUUCCUCAUUUCAGCUUAGCAAUACGUUCCCGCAGUACUCUGGCUUGAUUCUGGCUCUCUUGACAGGCGCCUUCGAUACUUCAAGCGCGGUCUUCUUGGCAUAUCGACUCAUAUACCAAGCGACAGAUGGGUCUUUUACACCCAAGAAAUUCUUUUUGAUAUAUCUCGUCGUACCAGUGUACAUACUUCUUGUACAAAUUUUCUUCAUGCCCUCCACGUCGUAUAAGACGGUCGGAGAACUGGCGCAGACUGUGGAGAACACCAACGACGGCGUUGAACAUGAAUCCGACGACGAAAUCGACGACGAGAGAAUGGUCCAGCAACUCCGGGACGCGCGGCGUAUACACCGCGACAGCAUUGUCAGCCAGAUCACCGAGCUGCUAGGCACAAAGGAUGCGACUGACCAAACGAAAGAGGAGGUCAAGAAAAAGAACAUCUCCGGUGUUUGGGGCGCACUCCACGGAAAAACUGCAGCGCAGCAAGUACGCACGCCCUGGUUUAUCCUGAUCACCCUCUUCACCGUCUUGCAGAUGCUGCGGAUCAACUACUUCGUCGCUACCAUCCGCUCGCAGUACACAUACCUGUUCCACAGCGCUGCGAAAGCCAAGGAAAUCAACAACUUUUUCGACAUCGCACUUCCCGUGGGCGGAGUGAUUUCGAUCCCGUUCAUCGGGCUUUUGCUCGACAACACCAGCACCACCUUCUGCAUGUCCAUGCUCGUCACCAUCGCCACGGCCAUUGGUGUUCUAGGCGUCAUCCCCGAAACAUGGGCCGCAUACGGCAAUAUCAUCCUCUUCGUCCUCUACCGCCCUCUCUACUACACUGCCGUGUCCGAUUACUCCGCCAAAGUCUUCGGCUUCGCCACGUUCGGCAAAGUAUAUGGCCUUAUCAUUUGCCUCGCCGGCAUCCUCAACUUCGCGCAAUCCGGCCUCGACGCUGCCACCCAUCUGACCUUCCACAACAACCCCAUUCCCAUCAACGUCAUGUUGCUUUCUAGCGCGCUACUAGUUGGGCUGGCGCUGGUGGGCUUCGUGGCGAGGAAGAGCCAUAAGAUUCACAGAGAGAACAUUGAGGAAGAGGCGGAGGGUGCGAGGGAGAGGCUGAUGCCUGGGGCAGAUGUCAGUGUGGCAGACUAUGGGAGUGUGAGCAACACGGAGACGGAGGAGCGAGGGAGGCGUUGA
Didymosphaeria variabile is the source of this 1746-nucleotide messenger RNA. RefSeq lists its product as uncharacterized. The coding region runs from base 1 to 1746 and encodes 581 amino acids. Gene Ontology annotation, cellular component: fungal-type vacuole membrane. The record is from RefSeq and is a predicted model, not a curated record. The transcript has 3 exons. NCBI's taxonomy places the organism in Eukaryota, Fungi, Ascomycota, Dothideomycetes, Pleosporales, Didymosphaeriaceae.